Molecule: messenger RNA, 7936 nt
Organism: Mytilus californianus (California mussel)
Lineage: Eukaryota; Metazoa; Mollusca; Bivalvia; Mytilida; Mytilidae
Product: phosphatidylinositol 3,4,5-trisphosphate 3-phosphatase and dual-specificity protein phosphatase PTEN-like
Exons: 9
Coding region: 255-1649 (464 amino acids)
Biological process (GO): phosphatidylinositol dephosphorylation; regulation of phosphatidylinositol 3-kinase/protein kinase B signal transduction; protein dephosphorylation
Cellular component (GO): cytosol; plasma membrane; cell projection
Molecular function (GO): phosphatidylinositol-3,4,5-trisphosphate 3-phosphatase activity; protein tyrosine phosphatase activity
Source: RefSeq, a predicted model, not a curated record
UCUCCCCACAAUGAUUGGUCAGCGGAAGGAUAUCAAAUCAGGAAGCCGCCAUAGCGAAUAGCGACAUACAAAAUGUAAACUGAAAUUUGUGUCAUUUAUUGAAUUUUGUCGUUUUGUUUACAUGUAAUAAUGUAUUGUUUCCAUCAAUGAAUUUAUUUUUGUUUAGAAAAUGCAGUGACAAGGAUAUUACCAUACGCUGAAAGUGUCGAAAGACCUGUUGACAAUUUUUCUUGAUUUCAACUGUUUUUGUGAAAAUGGAUUUUUUAAAAGGUCUUGUCAGUAAAAACAAGAGACGGCACAAAGUUGACGGAUUUGAUCUAGAUCUCACAUACAUCUAUCCUAACAUUAUAGCCAUGGGAUUUCCUGCAGAGAAGCUGGAGGGAGUUUACAGAAACCAUAUUGACGAUGUUAUUGAGUUUCUAGACACAAAGCAUAAAGACCACUACAAAGUAUAUAAUCUAUGUACAGAAAGGUCCUACGACCCUGACAGAUUCCAUGGUAGAGUUGUAGCUUAUCCAUUUGAGGACCACAAUCCACCGAGAUUAGAGCUAAUAAAACCCUUCUGUGAGGACCUGGAUGAAUGGUUGAAGAAAGACAAGGAUAACAUAGCAGCCAUUCAUUGUAAAGCAGGAAAAGGAAGAACUGGUGUUAUGAUAUGUGCCUAUAUGUUACACAGAAACAAAUUUGAUAACUGUAAAGAAGCACUGCGGUUCUAUGGCCAGGCACGAACACAGGAUGAAAAGGGAGUAACCAUUCCUAGCCAGAGACGCUACGUAGAAUACUAUGAAUAUUUAAUUAGAAACAAAUUAGAUUACAAGCCAGUAGCAUUGUUGUUAAAAGGCAUAGAAUUUAUAACAGUUCCCAUGCAUAAUGGAAGUGGAUGUUCUCCGUUUUUUGAAGUAUAUCAACUUAAGGUGCGAGUAUACACAUCAAAAGUUUACGAAGACAUCAAAAAGGGACAAACAUCGUUUUACAUGCCCAUAGAACAGUCAGUACCACUGUGUGGUGAUAUCAAAGUUGUAUUUUAUAAUAAACCAAGAAUGAAAAAGAAGGAUAAAAUGUUUCAAUUUUGGUUAAACACAUUUUUUGUGGAGGCAGACGACAAGCCAAAAGAAAAUGGAAGGAAAUCUUGGGCAGGAGAAGUUCCAGGGUCCAGUAAUUAUUACACAGUGACUAUUCCUAAGUGUGAACUAGACAAAGCUAAUAAAGAUAAGGCUCACAAGUUAUUUAGUCCUAAUUUCCAGGUCAAACUUCAUUUCACCAAUCCUGAAAAUUGUGGAUUAUACAACUCUUCAUUAAAAGUCCCUGAUCAGCAAGGAUUACGACACCGAUCAAAAACAUUAGAACAAAUAUGUGAUAAAAACUCCACUUCCAAUCACUCGGACCAUAGUGUGGACGGGAUGCCCCAUUCUAUAACGGCACUGACACUUAACUCUCGAAGAGAAAAUCAGUCGCCUGUGAUAACGCGGACACGAUCACCUAGUCACAUGACUCACGAACGACCAAAAUUCACGUUGCCGUCUAACGGGGAGGGCAGUAGUGACCAAUUAAGUAGUGAGGCAAAUAGUGACACAGACUUUGGCGAGGAGGAUUUGUCGGACACGGACGACGAAGAAGAAUGGAAUGAUCUAGAAACGACUGCUGUUUGAUAAAUUAUCUAUUUUUAUAAAAUUUAUCAUUUUUCGUCAAACAUUAUAAAAAUCCCACAUUAUGUUGUUGUUGAGUUAUGUCAUAUUUUCCCCCAUUGUUACAUAGCCAUUAGUUGUUUCAUCUAUGCUCAGCAUUUUGUUUUUUCUUCAUUAUAUGGUCAUUACAAUGAAUAGUCAAACAGAAAUUCUUUACUUGAAGUAUUUCUAUAUAGUUUUUGUGUAUCUUUCAAGGCUUUUCAAUUAACAAUAGCAUCUUCUUAAGGAAGGCAGAGUGGUAACUGAUGGUCUUUUAUAUAAAAGUGAUAAUUAUCUUGGUGCAACUUUUGUUAGAAUUCUUUGGCAGCUUUGCAUAGAAGUGAAUUCAUUGUACCUUCCUUGGGACAUGUUAUAUUUAAGUGAAAUAGCCUUAAAAAAUUGUUCUUGUUGACAAAUUUGUCGUUACAUAAACAUGAUAAACCUGCCUAAAUGAUUUUUUAUUUCAAUUCAUCUCAAAUUUUCCGAUCUCAAAAAACAAUUUCUAAAACCUUAAAAUGUAUUUAUUAUAUCAAUAAGUAAGUAUAAAAUUACAGAUUAUAAAAUAAAUAGUGCUAAUGAUAUGUUUGACCGUUUUCAUCCAUUUCGUUAUCUAAUUGAUUAAUUCUGGACCAAUCAUGCAAUGAAUCAAACAUUUGUUAAUCUGUCAGGCUGAAAUUUUUUUUUUACUGGAAAAUCCUUUAUGAAGAUACUUGAGAUUGACUUUCGCCCUAAUUUUCAUUGUCCUUUUCAGCAGAUUAAGUAAUGUUUUUGGAGCCAUGCCAAACAUUUUAUUUUUGCUUUCUUUACACUUUUUUCAAUCACUGUUUAAUGUCAAGUGACUUAAGUGAAAAGUAAAUAGGAUACAAAAGUGCUGUUCUAGUGCAAUUGUCUUUGAUCUUUGAAAGAGUUUAUUUAAUUCUCAAGUUAGUAUGCUUUUCCUGUAUAGUUUUAACAGUGUGGAAAUUGCAAACCUAAUUUAUGGAAUAUUAACAUUUUUAGAAGUAUUUUGAUAAUCAAACUAUAUUGUUUUAUUUUGAUAAAAAUUGAAUACUUUGUACACAUUCAUGACAUGGUUAAUUCAAUAUUUCUUGAAGUUUUUUUUAAAUUGCCUCAUUCAAUACAAUGAUUAUUCUCUAUGCUUAAAUAAAAGAAAUAUUAAAGAAAUUCCAAAAUUUAAGUUGAUAUUGAACACCUACAAGAUUGUUCAUGUUUUUAGAAACAAAAACGAAAAAAAAGGAGAAAAAAAAGCAAUAUUAAAACAUAGAAAACAUUAACUGUUCCCAAAAAUUUACAGGGGUCUUUGAGGGUAUUUUUUCAAAUGUCCAUACAAGUUAUCAAGUGCUUGAUGCUAAAAUAUGUCCUUCUCUCAACCACUCAUAGAAGUUUAUUUGCAUGUACAGUCUAAAACACUCAGAUAAUUAUUUUGGAACAGACCUUAAAGAAAAAAGAGGGAAUUUCAUAUGAUAGAAUUAUCUGUACAUUGUAUAUAUUUUUGCUUCUUUGUGAAAUUUGCUUUUUUUCCAGCUUUUGUGCAUGCAAUAUUUUUAUGUGUUCACAGUCUGUAAUUUUUUUGUGCUGAAUUUUUAAAAUUACCUAAAGUUAUUCUAAAGUCCAUGUCUGUUGAAGAAUCAGUAUGUUGAGAAAUAUGAUGAUAAUUAACAUCGAAUUGAAUUCAGUGCAAAAAAAAAAAUAAAUUAGUUUUAGAAGUAUCUUGUUUUAUUUUAGUUUUUGAUCUGAUCACUAGAAAUAUGAAUUGUGUAGACUGCACUGUUAUUUAACAAAUUAAGGGAGAUAACUUAGUAAAGAUACAUUGUAUAUCAUAAAAAAUCGUCUCACAUUCCUAGGUUCUGUUAUGAAAAAUAAAAGACCAACAAUUGCAGUCACAGAGCAGUGCAAGAUAAAAUGUUUGCUUCAUUAUGUGUUUUUGUUUUUGUUUUUUUACCAUGCUUUUAUAUUUCAAAUUUGACUGAUUCUCAACAAGACCUUUACUUAAAAAAAGGUCAAGGGUCAUAUUAAAUCAAAAUAUAGUUGUUAUGCAAUAUUGCAUGUUUUUGUUCUAAAAGAUUUUCAUGUCAUAAUUUGGAACUGCCAAAAAGACUACCCCUAGGAUGAUUUGGUGAGUUGGUCUAUUGUUUUUAAUUUGUUCUUAGUGUUUCCAAUUAUUUACAAUUCUAACUUUUUUUUGGUUAUCACAAAUACCUUAUAUGUGUCAAGACUGUCUGACAUGGUUUCCCCAUUAGAUUUUAAUGAUGGAGGGACCAAGAAUAUUCUUAUAUUUCGAAUUAUAUUAACUACGAAAUUAAAAAAAAAAAUUUAUGAUUCAUGAAUUUCUAAUCAGAUACAUAAAAAUUAGAAUAUCUACCAUUGUCUACCAAUAUAUUUUAGUAAUAGCGAAAAUGGUGUUGGAACUAGUUAAGAGAGUGCUAAAGGUUUCUCUUUUUAUACGCCGGUUUACGGGACGUAUUAUGGUAUACCGUUGUCCGUCGUCAACAUGUCGGACAUUAACUCAAAAAUGCUAAAACCAAUUUGCAUAAAACUUUGGUGAAUUGUUUAUAUCUAUUGACGUGAGCUCCCUAUCGUUUUUUAUCAACUUUAGAUUUUAUGUUUCCAAGUUAUGGGGAUUUAUUCAUUAAAAAAAGGGUGAUUUGCCAGUUUUCGGACAAUAAGUCAAGAAUGCUUUCACCAACUUGCAAGAAAUUGUGGUGAAUUGUUUAUAUCUAUUGACAUGAGCUCCCUUCUGAUUUUUAUAAAUUUUAGAUUUUACGUUUCCGAGUUACAGGGUUUUAUUCAUAAAAAAAGGGGGGAUUUUCCAGUUUUCGGACAAAAACUCAAAAAUGCUUUCAGCAAUUCUUAUGAAACUUUGGUGAAUUGUUUUUAUGUAUUGAUGUAAGCUCCAUUAGAAUUUUAUAAAUUUUACAUUUUCCAUUUCUGAGUUAUGGGGUUUUAUUCAUUACAAAAAGGGGUGAUUUUCCAGUUUUCGGACAAUAACUCAAAAAUGCUGUCAGCAAUUCUCAUGAAACUUUGGUGAAUUGUUUAUAUCUAUUGAUGUAAGCUCCCUUUUAAUUUUCAUAAAUUUCUAAUAUGACAUUGAGAAUUAAUUGAACUUAUUUGUUUAUAGUCUGACAACAGAUUUACUACAUAUUGCAGUAUUGCACAACAGCAAGAAAUCUUUAAUUGAACAUAAAUUCAAUUCAUAUAACCAAUUUCAAGUUCUUUGACUACAUUUAUUCAGAAACCUAAAAUAUGUCAAAUAUUUAAUUAUAAUCCAAAAUCAGACCUGAAUCAAGCUUGAAUAUUGUGUCCAUUUUUGCCCCAACUGUUCCGGGUUUGACCUCUGGGGGCGUAUCUAGCUGCGCUCAGCGAAGCAGUUUAUUCUAUUCGUGUUAUCCUCAAAACAUUUUUAAUAAAGUAAGUACGAGAUCAUAAUUGCCAAAAGUUUGAAUUGUUGUUGUAUUUCUACUUAAUGAAACAGAGAUAUACAGUGAUCGUUGUGUCUUACAAUCCAUUCCUUACACAAGUGUAUUGUUCUUUGUGCAUCUUCAUCAUAUAGGUAAUGGGAGAUAACUCUUAGAAAUCACUGUAAUGCUUGUGUCAACAAAUUUUAUAGGUGCAUUCUGUAAAGCUUUUAAGUAACACAGAUUAAAUCAAUUCUGUUGAAUGAUUAAUAAGCUUUUAGGAAGCUGCAAAUUUCAAACAAAUUAAUGGUUUAAUAACUUUUUAGAGUAAGAGUGAAGUUUUUAUAAUUAGGUCAAUCUCUAAAAAAAAAAUGAUCGGUGAAUGAAAUCAUAGUUGGUUGUACAUGUCUGUUAAAUGGGGGUUACAAAACCUUGACAUAAUUUUCAUGUUAUAUUGAUCAACUCAUCUUAAUUUAAUGAUAGGCCAAUAGGUCUUUUAAAUCAUUGUUAUGUAUACAGGUCUGUCUGACAGACGACACCUGACCUCAACCUCAAUUUCAUGGUUCAAAUUAUGUAUUCAUUACUGUUUUGUUUUUCAAACUGAAUUUUAAGGUUUCCAUAUAUAUAUACCAAAACAUUGACUUUGCAAUUUAUUUAAAUGUAUCUUUAUUUCAUCUGCAUAUUCUCUAAAUUGAAUACUAGUAGAUUUAUCAAUUGAACUUUGAACUUAGAAUAUCUAUUGCCUCUCUAUUGUCCCUCCUAUUUUAGUUUUAAUUAGAAUAUUGUAUAUGUUUUUUUUUUAAUAACUAAGAACUUUGUUACGGGAUUAGUUCCAGUACGUAGAUAGGUAUAUGAAAAUUAUGAGCUCGACUCACACAUCUAACUUGCAUUUAUUCAGGGACAAAAAAAAAUUAUCACAUUUUUUUGUUUAAUUCAUAGGUAAGAGAUUAUUUUAUAUCUAUUUAAUUAUCAGAAAACUGCUUAAUGUUACUGUAGAAAUAGAUUAGGUAUAUUUUUAUGAUUCUUUCGUAUUGUUAACAUUUUUUGUUACAUUGUAAACAGCAAAAUUUAAUCAUUAUCAACAUUCAUAAAAACUUAGGUUAAGGUACCAGUAGGUGUACUGGUACAAUGUAUUUACAAUUUGAAGGGAAAGUGUCACAUGGGCUGUUCCAAAAAUAAUUAUUUGGAUGUAUGACAAGACUGUCACAAGAGAUUUCAAAUGGGCCAUAUAAAGAGAUGGUAUGGGUUUAGGGUUUCUUGACUGACCAUAAGUUUUUAUGAGGGUUUCUUUCAAAACUUUUCACCAUCAAAUGAAUUUUUUUUCCACUAACUUAUUUCAUUAAAAUUGUGACUGCAUGUCAAGACAUCGCCACUUUGACAAAUUGCAAAUGGAAAAAAGUUCCAUAAAGUGGUAUUUAUAAUAUCAGAACUGAAAUUCUUUUUUUCAAAGAUUGUGACCAAAAAAAAAAAAACACUAUUACGAAAGAAACUCUAAACACACAUAUUUGUUUUUUGGCCCAAGAAUUUAAACACUUCUUGAAUUCUUACGUAAAUUUUAAAAGUUGCAUACAUCCAAUAUUUUUAUUUGAGGAACAGUCUGCCAAAAGUUUUGCCAAUUUGUUAAAACCUCAUUUAAACAGAUAAUAGGGCUAUUGUUAACAUUGAUUGUUAUUAACAUUGUUAAAUCUCUGUUUUAUGUUUUUAAAAUAAAGUCUCAGGUAGGUAGGUUAUCUCCCCUUGUAAUUGCUAUCAAAGUUAUUAAAUACUGUUCACAUUAAAACUUUGUUCACCCAAUAUAUAUUUGAAUGUUAGGUCAUAUGAUAUGAUAGUGACAAAAGGAAGUUAAAAUGAUUACAUAGAUAGAACAGAAUUAAUUUUUGACAUAUCCUUUGUUCAGAUGUUUCACAUGGGUCUUGAACACCAUUUUAACAGCUAAAUUUGGGACCAUGCUAUUAUUACACAUUCAAACUUUUAAGCUUUGUCAAGCAACUUUCUCAUUGCAUGUUUGAAAGAAGUCAUUUAAAGAUCCUUCUUUCUGAUUUCAACAGAAUCCUAUGUACCAUUUCACAUUGUUGAGAUAUCUCCCUGUAGAAAUCUUAAGAAUUGUGGGUUAAAUAAUUCCAUACGCACCAAAAAAAAUAUCACUGUAUCAUUCGUUAUAUAUUCAUUGUUUAAUAAAUUAUCAUCCAAUCAAAUCAUGAUGAAGCAUUUGAAAAUGUUACUCACAACUAAGUUAAAUUCAGACACAACUCAUUUUAAGGGGGUGCAGAACACCUAAGGGAGUUAACUCUUCAAAAAUCAGCUGAAAGUUUUAAUCACAUUCUUUUAGUAAAGAGAAAUCAAGCUUUUUAAUGAUCAAAAGUAGUGUUUGUCAAACUGCUAUAUAUCCAAUUCAAUUAUUCCUGUAAAUUGUGAUGUUCAAAUUUCUUAAAAAAUUAUUUUUUUUGUCAAGUCAAAGUUAAUAUUUUGUCCAAAUUUUAUGGAAAUUAAACGAGUCAAAUAUAUUUUAAUCAAAGUGUUUGGUACCCCUUUAAAUACUUAAUUGAUAUAAUUGCAGUCCCAUUAAAAUAUACACAGCAAUAAGGCAAGACAAUAUCCUCUCUGAAUUAUUUUUUUGGAAUGACAUUAUUAAAAACUGUUCAAUUACUUUCUGUGUUUGGCUGCUUGAUUUCCAAAAUUUCUACCUGUGUUUCCUGUAUAUUUUAAUGGAACAGCCCUAUAUGGUUUCUAUAGUAACACUUUGUACUAUAUUGUAUGGUUGUGUAUAUAGAUGUUACAAAGUCUAGCCUUUGAAUGAUAGAGAUAUUUUUAUGGAAGAAUUUUGUAUGACUGUUUGUUAUUAUUGCCUCAUAAAAUGCUGUUUAAAAGAAAAGGAAA